CUUGCGGUUUGUGGCAGAAUCAAGUUAAACUCGGACCGGGACUCCUGCUGCGGCCGCCGCUUCUCUUUGUUGUUCUUGAGUAGUUUCGCUGUCCGCCCCAGCCGAGUGCGCUGGGUUGGCCGGAGCGUGUCGCCUCAGGUUAUCCUGAAUACCACAUGCCUAAUAAUUUUCCUUGCAACGUUAGUCAUUGUUUUUCACUGCCUCCAAAAGAUCAAAAUUUCUCCGGAAAUUGGAGACCUAUUUGAUUUAAAAGAAUAACUUUGACAAAUGGACAAUAUGUCUAUUACAAAUACACCAACAAGUAAUGAUGCCUGUCUGAGCAUUGUACAUAGUUUGAUGUGCCAUAGACAAGGUGGAGAGAGUGAAACAUUUGCAAAGAGAGCAAUUGAAAGUUUGGUAAAGAAGCUGAAGGAGAAAAAAGAUGAACUGGAUUCUUUAAUAACAGCUAUAACUACAAAUGGAGCUCAUCCUAGCAAAUGUGUUACCAUACAGAGAACAUUGGAUGGGAGGCUUCAGGUGGCUGGUCGGAAAGGAUUUCCUCAUGUGAUAUAUGCCCGUCUCUGGAGGUGGCCUGAUCUUCACAAAAAUGAACUCAAACAUGUUAAAUAUUGUCAGUAUGCAUUUGACUUAAAAUGUGAUAGUGUCUGUGUAAAUCCAUAUCACUAUGAACGAGUUGUAUCACCUGGAAUUGAUCUCUCAGGAUUAACACUGCAGAGUAAUGCUCCACCAAGUAUGUUGGUGAAGGAUGAAUAUGUUCAUGACUUUGAAGGGCAGCCAUCAUUAUCCACUGAAGGUCAUUCAAUUCAAACCAUCCAGCAUCCACCAAGUAAUCGUGCCUCAACGGAGACAUACAGCACCCCAGCUCUGUUAGCUCCAUCUGAGUCUAAUGCUACCAGCACCACCAACUUUCCCAACAUUCCUGUGGCUUCCACAAGUCAGCCUGCCAGUAUACUGGCAGGCAGCCAUAGUGAAGGAUUGUUGCAGAUAGCUUCAGGGCCUCAGCCAGGACAGCAGCAGAAUGGAUUUACUGGUCAGCCAGCUACUUACCAUCAUAACAGCACUACCACCUGGACUGGAAGUAGGACUGCACCAUACACACCUAAUUUGCCUCACCACCAAAACGGCCAUCUUCAGCACCACCCGCCUAUGCCGCCCCAUCCCGGACAUUACUGGCCAGUUCACAAUGAGCUUGCAUUCCAGCCUCCCAUUUCCAAUCAUCCUGCUCCUGAGUAUUGGUGUUCCAUCGCUUACUUUGAAAUGGAUGUUCAAGUUGGAGAGACAUUUAAGGUUCCUUCAAGCUGCCCUAUUGUUACUGUUGAUGGAUAUGUGGACCCUUCUGGAGGAGAUCGCUUUUGCUUGGGUCAACUUUCGAACGUCCACAGGACAGAAGCCAUUGAAAGAGCAAGGUUGCACAUAGGCAAAGGUGUGCAGCUGGAAUGUAAAGGUGAAGGUGAUGUUUGGGUCAGGUGCCUUAGCGACCAUGCAGUCUUUGUGCAGAGUUACUACUUAGACAGAGAAGCGGGCCGUGCACCUGGAGAUGCUGUUCAUAAGAUCUACCCAAGUGCAUAUAUAAAGGUCUUUGAUUUGCGUCAGUGUCAUCGGCAGAUGCAGCAGCAGGCGGCCACUGCUCAAGCUGCAGCCGCUGCGCAGGCCGCCGCCGUGGCAGGAAACAUCCCUGGCCCUGGAUCAGUAGGUGGAAUAGCUCCAGCUAUCAGUUUGUCAGCUGCUGCCGGCAUUGGUGUCGAUGACCUUCGCCGUUUGUGCAUACUCAGGAUGAGUUUUGUGAAGGGCUGGGGACCGGAUUACCCAAGACAGAGCAUCAAAGAAACGCCUUGCUGGAUCGAGAUUCACUUACACCGGGCCCUCCAGCUCUUAGAUGAAGUGCUUCAUACCAUGCCUAUUGCUGACCCACAGCCUUUAGACUGAGGUCUUUCAGUGUUGGGGCCCUUAACAUUGUCAGGAUGGUGGACUAUAAAAUACAAUCCUGUUUAUAAUCUGAAGAUAUAUUUCACUUUUGUUCUGCUUUUUUCAUAAAGGGUUGAAAAGUGUGUUUGCUGCCUUGCUCCUAGCAGACAGAAACUGGAUUAAAACAAUUUUUUUUUUCCUACUUAGAACUUUUCAGGCAUGGCUCAGAGCUUGAAGAUCAGGAAAAACACAUUCUUAUUAAAUCUUUACCAGUUAUGUAUGAAGGAAUCAUUCCAGUGCUGGAAAAUUUAGCCCUUUAAAAUGUCUUAGAGCCUUUUAUAUGCAGAACAUUGAUACAUGUGUUAUUCUACAGAAUAAAUUCAAUAUUGCUGAUUUUAAAGGAGAGAAGUUCUCAAAGUUAAUUCACCUAUGUUAUUUUGUGUGCAAGUUGUUAUUAUUGAACAUACUUUACUCCAAAAUAUUGUGCCAUGUGGGUGAGUUAAUUUUACCAAGAGCAACUUCACUCUGUGUUUAAAAAAUAAGAUAGUAAUGUAUUAUAUAACCUUUUAUCCAAAAUAUUUUUUUGCAAGUUAAAACGAGUGAAGACGAUUUCAAUUCAGAUGGUCUUGCAACUUCAGUUUUAUUUUUGCCAAGGCAAAACACUAAUCUGUGUGUAUACUGGGAAUUCCUUAAAAUCACCCACAAAAAUACACCAUUUAAAAUUUACACUUGUUAUCCCUGUUCAGGGUAACUAUUUGUCAAGAAAUAUUCUUUUGCCCUGUUAUACAGUAGAUAUAUUCUUUUAUAUUUCUAGGCACAAGGUGGUCGCUACGGAGCCUAGAAGAGGAAUUUCUUUCCUUCAUUAAUUCAUAAGGAAAGGUUUUGUAUUUUUAAAAACACUAAAGGCAGUGUCACUUCACCUAAUAUCUCACCAUUCUGCAAAAGUGGCAAUGCUUAAACUAAGUGAGUAUUUUGGAAACUGCUAAAUUCUAUGUUAAAUACUGUGCAGAAUAAUGGAAACAUUACAGUUCAUAAUAGCUAGUUUGGAUAUUUUUGUACUUGAUUUGAUGUGUGACUUUUUUUUUUCGUAUACUGUUUAAAUCAUGUAUGUUUUGACAUUGUUUAAAAUUCAGUUUUUGUAUCUUGGGGCAAGACUGCAAACUUUUUUAUACCUUUUGGUUAUUCUAAGCCCUUUGCCAUCAAUGAUCAUAUUAAUUGGCAGUGACUUUGUAUAGAGAAUUUAAGUAGAAAAGUUGCAAAUGUAUUGACUGUACCACAGACACAAUAUGUAUGCUUUUUACUUAGCUAGUAGCCUAAAUAAAACCGAAUCUCAACAUACAAAGUUGAAUUCUAGGUUUGAUUUUUAAGUUUUGUUUUCUUUUGCACUUUUGAGUUGAACCUCAGAAGCAAGAUACCUUCUACUAAAUGACAGGCAACAGCCAGUGCUAUUGGACAGCUUUGGUUUCCCUCACACUCUGCCAGGACUUCCCCACAGACAUUAUGUAUCGAGUGUAGAGUUGGUUGGGGUUUUUUUGUUUUGUUUUGUUUUAUUUUGUUUUAGCUUUUAUUUUACUGUAGCAAAGUAGGCCUGAUUGUCUACAAGGUAAAUAGGUUGUCUACAGGAUAAAAUAGUGUGAAAUAAAACCAAGGAUUAUCUUUCAGAUGCUUUUAUGUUUUGCUUGGAGGGCCUUCUUAGGUGUAAUAAGAUUCUUGAAGGUGUGUUACAAGUAUGAGAUUUGAGAAACACUUAGAAUAGUCAUCCUUAAAUGACUUAAACGAAUAAGUCUUCUACUUCCUUGCUCAGAAGGUCAUCUUCAGAAGACCAUCCUAGGAGAACCACUGAGUUUGCUUAUUGUGAUUUAAACAUAGAUCUGGAUCCAAGCUACAUGGUUUUUUUUUUGUUUUAAAACAUUUUCUCUGCCAAGCUCAUUUGAACUGUUGAGUACUUACGGAUACUUUUGUUAAAGACCAAAUUUUAAUCUGUAAAAGUUUGGUGAUUUAAGUUUUAUUGGCAGAUUUUUUAAAAAAAAAGAUCAUCUUCAUUCUCUAGAAAUUGCUGACUUUAGGUCCAUUUUACUGUGAAUGAAGAAUAGGAGUGAUGAGAGAUUUUUUAAAUCCAGAUUAUUUGAUUAGGAUCAUUUGAUUAGCAUGCUGUGAUACAAUCCGUUGCCUCCUUUUCUCCUUUAAGGAAGGUUUUCAUGUUUAAUCGUCUGGGGAAAGUGUGUGGAAAUAUUUGCUAAAAAGUCUUUCUUUGAGGCCAAGCCACCUGUCUUGGUUUCUUUCUACUAAGAGCCAUAAUGUUAACUACCAUAAUGUUAACUAGAAGCAUUACUUCUAGUUGUUAAUUGCUUUAUGUUUGUACCUAGAUUCAGUCUUAUGCUUCUGAGAAAACAUCUAGUAUGUUCAUGAUCAGUUAUUUUUGAGAGCUUAGUUGUUAAACAGUAUUUCCAUUUCUUAGAGAUAGUCAUCUUUGAUGAGUAAGACUCAAGAAUCACUAGGUUUAAAAUUUUAUGGCUACUUUAGGGUAGAAUAGUUUCUGCAGUUCUCAGAAUCUGAUUAUUUUGAGGAUAUGGUUCCGGGUAGAUUUUCUCCAGCUAUUUCAUAUCUCAAAAUGUUGAGCUUCAUUGCAAGCUGAAUUGAGAGUUGAACCAAGUACCCUUCUAAUCCAGUAUGAGGCCAUUCCACUUUGGUCCAGUGCCUUUCAGUGCGUUAUCAAAGGGAAUCCUAAAAUGGUGUUGCCUUUAUUUUCCAGGGAGUAGAUUCUUUUGAGGGAUAUGCCCUAUCUCAUUUUUUAUAGUGUGCUACCCCUGGUAUACAAAGAUAAUGAUAAUAAAUCACUGCCAUAUAACCUUGUUUUUCUAGAAACACUGCUCAUUUGUAUUGACCUACCCACCAAAUAGGUCUCUUGUCCCAUCCUUCCUGUAGUCAUUGUAGGUUCACAGGUUGGGUGGUCUAGUUUAAGGAUUACCAUCCUCGAAUUAUCCAAGGAAACUGAAUACAUGUUAGCUGUGUUGUAUUUCAAAGUUAAAAAUCCAUUUUUGUGGGGGAAGGGUGUGGUAUAAAGGGGGGUAUUUGUAAUAGAAAUUUUGAAGGUAAAAUAAAAUAUCCUGUCUUCCAGAUGGUAAACAUCUUACUUUUACAAGUUUAUUGCAGGUAUCUUUUUGACUAUGCCCAUCUGGAAAAGGGAAAUUUUACAUUGUCCCAUGGUGCUCCUCAUGCAUAUAUGGAGGUUAAGGAAUAUAAGGUGAAAUAUUUCUACUCGUGGUUUGGUGGUAACUGGUUAAUAGUUACUCACUAGCUAUUAUGCAAAAUUAGAUUAGUUCAGAUCUUUUUUAGAGCCUUUUGGAAGAAGCAGUUUUAUUCUGACUAGGGCAGAAUCUUUUUUGGUGAUAGUUUCUAUAGUUCUCCUCAUCAUUAAGUCAUUUUACUGGCAUUUUAUUUAACGCUAGCAGAUUGGGAAGAUGAUGAAUUUUAGGUUACUGAGGUAAAUGAGUAUAUGAAAGCAAUUAUCUGCAAAAUCACUUAACUUUUUUGUAGAGGGGGCUUGGCUAAGACUAGCAGAUAAUAGCAUGAAGAAAUGCUGUUUUUUUCUUCCAGUUUUCAAAACUCCUUACUACACUAUUUCGCUUGAUCUUUAUAGUAACUCUGUGAGAGGGGGUUAGAGGGAAGGAAAUGCUUUUUUUUUCUUUCUAAAGGCAGACCUCAUCUUGUCACAGGUAGCUCUCUGUGAAUAGUUGCCUAAAUUCUGCUUUGCAAAGAUUACAGAAAAGAGGCUCUGAGAAUCUUUUGUGCAAGCCUUUCCAUUUUUUUCUGACAACUAGGUAACUUCUCCCAGGAUGUAUCAGGAAGGAUGUAUAUGGUUAGUGGCCGCAUUCACAGAAGCAUCCUCGGCUUGGCCUUGUCCCUAAGCACUUGUGCCAGUGCUUCCGGCUGUUGAUCUUGUUUAUCUGCUGUCACUGUGGAAUGGAAUUUUCUGCAUUACCCAGACUUGCCUUAUUUAAGCAGUAAGCCUUUUUAUUUUAGCCAUUUUGGGGACGGAGUUAUUAAUGUGUAUAUCAGAGAACAUACUAGAUACAGUGUUUUUUUGUGUGUGCCAACCUGUCUUUGGAUGUCAGGGGCUGCUAAGGUUUUGCAGACUGCUAUGGUUUUGAAUGUUUACCUUUUUUCUUUUUUACACAGUACCUUUCAGUAUUCUCCCUUUCUGAGAGGUCACUUCGUGUGUAGCUCCCUUUGUAGUUUCUUCUUCGCUUUCUGAUUCGUUUUUCCAACUGCUUGGGCAAGAAACCCAGAUAACCAGACUUAGAACUACCUUUAAAACACAAGGACAAAUUGGGACAGGUCCCAAGAAACUUUCCUGUAAAGUAUUGAAAAGGCCUUCAGUGCUUUGGUGUCUGACAUCUGUUUGACUGCUUAGAAUGAUUCCUGAUUCUUUGCUGAGUUCAGGUAGUUGAAAUAGGGAGAAGUGGGUCAGAUUCAUAUUUUCUGCCUUUGAAAGAUUUUGAAAGAUUUUGUUGCUUCCAUCUCAGUGCUGCUCGUACAAAAACUGGGGUUACAGGGGUUACUAAAUUAUCAUCAGUAGUCAGAGGCAUGCCUUGCCUAGAGGAUACCAGCAAAAAAAAAAAAAAAAAAAAAAAAAAAA
Molecule: messenger RNA, 6544 nt
Organism: Lynx canadensis (Canada lynx)
Lineage: Eukaryota; Metazoa; Chordata; Mammalia; Carnivora; Felidae
Gene: SMAD4
Product: SMAD family member 4
Exons: 12
Coding region: 268-1926 (552 amino acids)
Biological process (GO): BMP signaling pathway; anatomical structure morphogenesis; transforming growth factor beta receptor signaling pathway
Cellular component (GO): heteromeric SMAD protein complex
Molecular function (GO): I-SMAD binding; DNA-binding transcription factor activity, RNA polymerase II-specific; RNA polymerase II cis-regulatory region sequence-specific DNA binding
Source: RefSeq, a predicted model, not a curated record